Anneissia japonica is the source of this 5510-nucleotide messenger RNA. RefSeq names its product putative homeodomain transcription factor 1. Bases 186 to 2582 code for a protein of 798 amino acids. The transcript is spliced from 16 exons. NCBI's taxonomy places the organism in Eukaryota, Metazoa, Echinodermata, Crinoidea, Comatulida, Comatulidae. Gene Ontology annotation, cellular component: endoplasmic reticulum. The record is from RefSeq and is a predicted model, not a curated record.
CUGUACCCUAAUGUCAAAGACUAGGAUCUUUGUUAUGUCAAUGCUGUACAGAGGUAAUUUUUAAAAAGGUUGGAUGUUGAAAAUUUAAGUGGUGGUAAUGAUGUAAUUGCUUGGUUUAUUGCGAUAUUGUCCUGAGUCUGGUAUAGCAUCAAUAAGUCGAGAUUGUUUGUUUGGUUGCUAUUAGAAUGGAUGCAUUGACUGCAGGGCUACAUGAUGCUAUCGUUCAGUUCCAAAAGAAGAUCGGUGCUUACGAUAAAGACUUAUGGGAAGAAUAUAUGGAAGAGACAGAAUUGCAGGAAUUUGGAAAAAAUACAAAUGCUCCCAUGAAGUCUAGUCGUGUAAAGACAGAACUGAUUGAUGUAGAUUUGUUUCGAGGCUCAAAUUUCACCAAAGCCAAGCCAGAGUAUGCAUGGAUUGGAAUCACAAGGCGUGGUAUCACUCGGGUCAUAUUUUAUCCAUUCUGCUACAAAUGGUGGAUCACCAACAUUUCUUGCAGACUCUUUCUUGUCUUUUUGACCCUCUAUGCUAUGCAGGUCAUCUCCAUGGUUAUAUACCUUUUUGGUCUUGUAUCCAAUGGGAAGGAGACUGUGCCUUUUGUGGAGGUCUUCAGUCCUGUAAUUUUGAUGCUAAUUCUUGGCACAACUUAUUGUCAGGUAGUUUCAACAAAAGUUUCAAAGAUACGUCACUUACAGCGCAAGUCGUCGCGCAGGAAAUUCAAAAUAAACUACAAGAACAGAAAAAAUCAGGAAAAAAGAAAUAAAAGUCAACAGAAUUCAAAUGCCAAUUUGAAUUCUUGGAGCAACUUUCCGAAGACACAAGGUUCAGCAGAAGAAACAAAACAGCGAGGCAAGACGCGAGAAGCGCUAAAUGUAACUUGUCUCCGUAGAAGAAUUGUUUCAUUAGAAAAUUCAGGCAGAAACUUACCAGACAAUACAAGUGUAGAGAACUCCAAGGCAGUCAGCAUCAAUAAAAGUGAACCGGUCUAUGUUCCAACAGGCGACGAAGAUGUUAACUGUAAUUCAGAUGAGCUUCUUCAGUGUAUGGACUCACCUAUUGAAUCAAUGGAACCGGUUGGUGACAUCAUCAUCUCAGAUUCCAUUGAUGACAAUUUUGAGGAAUUGAUUCCAAAUUCAUCAUCAUGUUCACCAGAGGUUUCAUCCAUAACAUUUCAACCAUCAUCCUUGUCUAAUUCAUCAAUAAAAGAAUGCUUUUCCUACAUUCCUGGUUCUGGUAAAGAUGAACAAAUUGAAGCUGGCAAACACAACGUUCAAGAGAUUGGUCCCACAGCAAUCAAAGAGGAAGAUAUGAAGCUAAAAUCUCCUCUAACAAAAACACUGAACAUGGGGAAUGGCUUUUCAACAGCGAGCAUUUCAACUGAGUCAGAAGGCGAUGACCUGUGGAUGGAUAAAGGAGACGAUGGGUCAUCACCAAGUUCAUCUGAAACAAGUGAUUCCAGUGAGUCUGAUGAAGAUAGUGAGGAAGAGGAACCAGAAGGGGUUGUCAGCGGUCAUCUCCCAAAACAUGAGAACCCAUUUUGCUCCAGUAUGGCUUCCAUUCCUGUACUCACUAACAAUUCUUACAGUUCAUCAGAGAAAGAAAAAGUUGGCGUUCGUUUGUUUAUGGGUAACGAGUGCAAGAAGACAGAGAUGACAGUAGUAGAGAUCAGCUAUGCAAUCAACCAUAAAGUAGAUUCUAGUAACAUCAACAAAGCCGAUUACCUUCUCAUCGGUUUUGUGUUUUCUGCCCUCAUUGCUAUCGUUCCAGUUUGUUACAGAUUACACACAGCCCAAACCAAUGACUCAACCUCAUGGAUGGAUACAAGUUGGCUGUUUGCAAUUCAUCGGACUAUGUUUGGAUCUUAUUGGUCCAUUCAAAUUGUAACCGCCACAGCAUUGGUCGAGAGAUUUGUGCUCAGUUUGAUGUAUUUUUUCAUGUUGGCUGUUGCAGAAAGGACAUACAAGCAGAGAUGCCUAUUUGCUAAAUACUUCACCCAUCUUACAUCUGCAAGACGAGCGAGGAAGUCCUCACUGCCUCAUUUCCGUCUUGACCGUGUCAGCAGUAUUAAAGCCUGGCUUGCACUUCGCUCAUUCUUGAAGAAACGAGGCCCUCAACGAUCUGUAGAUGUGAUUGUUACAUCAACAUUCCUUGUCACAUUACUACUCAUCUCUCUUCUCUGUACAGAACUCCUUCAUGACUCGGAUAGGCUACACUCUGAGCUGCACAAUUGGGAGGUGGUAAUGUGGAGCUUUUGCCUCAGUGUGUAUCUGCUGCGUUUUGUGACUCUAGGCUCAGAAAUAAACAAGAAGUUUAGGAACAGUUCGCUUCUGUUAACAGAACAGAUCAACCUGUACUUACGUAUGGAACGCAAACCAAAAAAGAAGGAUGAAUUAAUGCUAGCAAAUAAUGUACUUAAAUUGGCUUCAAAGCUCCUGAAGGAGCUUGAGAGUCCAUUCAAAAUAUCUGGUUUGUCAAUGAAUCCAAUCUUCUACAACAUCAUUCGUGUAGUGGUACUGUCAGCCUUUUCUGCAGUGCUAUCAGAAGUUCUUGGUUUCAAGCUAAAGCUUUGGAAGAUUAAAACAUGAUUGCAGGUACUGAUUAUGAUUAUUCCAACAAAGAAAACAAGAUGAUACAGGAACAUUCAACAGGGUUAGCAAACAUAUGUCAUCUAGAGAUGUGCUUACUCCAUUUUUUCUAUGUGCCGUUGUCCAUGAAAUUGAUUAAAAGUGUGUUUUUUUAUAAUUAAGUGUACUACUUAAUAUUGUAGUCUAAUAUUAGUGUAUAUAAUUUCCAUUUUGUUGUAAAAUUUUUAAUGCAAUUAUUACUUUUAGUAUCUUAUUCACAAUGUCUACUUUUAAAGUGCAAUUUAUAAUAUAAUUAUUUAUGCCUAAUGAUGGCUUCAGAAAUUUGCCAACAAGGGUGCAUCCAGAGGGCCAUGUAAGGCCUCCAGUCAGGGUCCAUGUGGUGCAAUCCUCUUACUGCAGAGAUGUUAGGGUUUAUGGUAACAAUUUUCCGUCUGCUUAAGUGGCAGACAAGGGUUGUCCUGACCCCUAGAGGUGUCCAUGGAAAUUUCCCUUGACCCUUUCUUGCUCCACCACUCUUUACGUCCAUUCCAUUUAUUUCUGCUUUAAACAUUAAAAUUAAAGUUGGUCAUUUUUGUGUUCUAAGUUGAUGUGGCUAUAGAUAAAUCUUGCCAUCCUGGUUCAAAAUUUUUGUUUUUCCUUCAUAAUUACAUUUUUGUUUACUUAUAAGACUUCGUUGAUUCGAAAGAGUAUUACAUAGAUGCAUUCUAUAAUGGGUGAUGGAGUGCAAGUGCUAUAGUAUGUGAAGAAUAACAUGUUUUUAAUGAUUGAACCAAGGGCACUGAAAUUUGAAGGCAGUCACUUUACCACAAUGUCAACAGAAGCAAUUAUUAUUAUUAUUAUUAUUAUUAUUAUUAUUAUUAUUUAUUGUAAUAAUAAUAAUAAUUACAUUUUUAAAGUGGCAAGAUACUUGCUUUUGGAUUUGAAUGACAGAUUUGAAAAAAACAGGUGCAGUGACUGUGUGGCAAUGGCAGUAAUAAAGAUCUCAGGAUAAUUUUUUUCACCAUGCAUAAAAAGGGUACAAAUUGGCUUACAAAAUUAUGAGUUGUAACAUUGCAUUUUCAUUUUGUUGUGCCUUUCUUCAUUUUUUUUUUAUGUGUUUAAAUAUUUUAUUCAUUUAUGAUGUGAAGUGCAUAGAAGCAUUUUCGAGCAUUAAGCACUAUACAAGUGUAACAUUAUUAUUAUUGACUGCCGCAUAAUUAAAUAGAAUACCUCAUGCGCAGAAAAAAUGAUUCAACCUCAUUGUUGUAUUGUGUACAGCAAUUAAAUAUUAGCACACCAACAAAUAUAUGCACGCAAAUAUUAUUUAAAAAAUCAUGCCCCACUGAAACUUGCGCAGAUUCUAUAGCUGAUGGGCUUCUGUGCAUAUUUUCAGGUUUGCUAAAGGCAAAUUGCUGCUCCUGUCAGCACACACAGUAUUCCUUCUAACUCAGUGUAUUUAAUAUUUUAUUGUUUGAAAUGUUGAAUAUUAUUGAUAUAUUUCAUAUAUACUGAUUAUACAGUGAGUAUGAUUAAAUAUUACUGAUUAUAUUAAAUUAUUUAUUUUAAAUAUCGUAUAUAAUUAAGUAUUGCAACUCAACUCACAACUAAUAAAAGCCCUCAGCCUCAACAUUAGGUACAGUAAUAUAAAGUGUAUGUGUGUAUCUACUUAAACAGUGAUUAAGUUUGCUGUUGGCAAUCCUUGGCUCAUGUGCCUAAAUUAUGAAUACAAAAAAUAAAUAAAAAUUAGGUGGAUGACCUUCAGCAACCAGUGCCAUGAAUGAAUUGGGCAGUAGGAUAUUAGCCAAUAAUCCCCGGUUUUUUCCCAAAUAGAGUACUGCUUUCUUGUAACUAUUAGUUUUAACUAACUGGCUAAUCAAAUUGCUAUUUGGCUAAUUAUUUUCAUACCGAAGUAGCCAAAUUGCUAAAUAUUUUGUUUGGCCCGCUUAAAUGCUGUUUACAUGUUCAAUCACCUUUUGGGACCUGAAUUGUUUGAGUGGUCUCGGAGUUCAGUCAGCAAUUAGAGGGUGAACUGUAUUGAUAUGACACUGUUAAUAGUAUGCAGCAAUACACGCUUUUGGACAAUCCUUUUCCUUUUGUCUAUUUGCAACAUUUAUUGCCUCCCGCAAGCAGGCAAGAAUCUCCCGGGAAAAUAACCAAUCUCCCAGCAAAUUCAUAAUAUUUGUAUGUUUUUACUAUUAUCUCCCGAUGGUGCCAAUGGGUAGCAACUUGCACAGCAAAGUAAAAUUAAAUACGUUAAGAAGGCUCAUUUAACCAGAUCUCCCAGAUGUAACUUCUUCUUACUUGGGACUCCUGUUUAUAUAACAAAAUUAUAUAUAUUUAUUGUAUACGGUUCCUGAAAUUAAAACAAUCGAAUCAUUGGCAAAUCCGUUAUUUUAAGAGAAUUUAUGUAGUUUUUUUUUUAUCUGUUUAUUUAGUAAAGGACAUUGCACAUCCAAAAUCAAGGGGAAACCUUUUCUUGUUUUAGAGUUGCCACUGGUGGAAAAUGAAAAUUGAGUGAGGAAUAUACGUUUAAGAUUCCACAAAAGAUUAUUUAAAAUAUGGGUAAAAAAAUGUGCAGUUGCAUAUGUAAAUAAACUAAAUUAUUAUUGUAUAAAUAACGUAAUAGGCCUAUUCCAUGCUUUACAUUAGGACUAUAGCUACACAAACUAUGUAAUACUGUAUAAUGUUACUUGGGCUGCCAAAUCACCUAAUACUCUCCAAGAAUAUAUUGUAUUAAACAAAAAAUAUAUGCUGCCAUUGAAGAUGUAUUGUCUGCUCAAAAACUUACCAUACAGUACUUAUAAAUGCUCAUCCCUGCCAUGAUAUGAAUGCAAUAGUAUUCCCCUCUUAAUAUGUUAAUUUAAAUAAGAGGUUACUUUAAACAUAUUUUUUAAUGCCACAAAUAUGGCAAUUAAAAAAAUUUACUAAAUAUAAUUUUUGUAAGAGUUA